AUGCACGUAUUGUGUAACAUCCACGUACAUGUUCAUGAUGGAGGAAGAUUGGCGUCUUCUGCAGAGGGAGCCACUCGUACCUUAGAACGCACGAGACGGGGUUUCUCAAAGUCACCGCAUGAGCAGACCUCAUUCAGCGGAGCAGUCCGGGUCUUGGAUUUGCUUAGUGCUUGUCGCUUGAAGAGGUUGAGAAGACUAUUCAACUCAACUUUUUGUCCUUCAGAUUUCCAAAUAUAA
Messenger RNA from Knipowitschia caucasica, 237 nucleotides. The record is from the annotation of a GenBank genome assembly. NCBI's taxonomy places the organism in Eukaryota, Metazoa, Chordata, Actinopteri, Gobiiformes, Gobiidae.